Molecule: messenger RNA, 1224 nt
Organism: Gordionus sp. m RMFG-2023
Lineage: Eukaryota; Metazoa; Nematomorpha; Gordioida; Chordodea; Parachordodidae
Product: craniofacial development protein 2-like
Exons: 2
Coding region: 1-1224 (407 amino acids)
Molecular function (GO): catalytic activity
Source: RefSeq, a predicted model, not a curated record
AUGAUAUCCAAAUCCGGUACCCCCGUCCUCAUUGUCGACCAUCCCAGACCCCCGAAUUCGGACAAUAUCUUACCUUCCCCGACGAUGGGACCCGUCUGUCCAACCACAAAACUGGCGCCCAACGUACAUUCGAUACCCUACUAUCAAGAGGAAGCCACCGACCAAUAUCUCGAACGAGGUUUUACAAUAUUAAACUCUAACCUCUCUACUAUCCAUAAUGGUGUUGCAUUCAUCAUCAAAGACUCAUUUCUGAAAUUUAUUUCAAACUUCAUUCCAUUCAAUGAUAGAAUUGCUAGUAUUACUUUAAAUUCUAAAGGUAAAAAAAUUCACCUCAUUAACAUCUAUGAACCAGUUAAACCUUCAGAAUAUCCUUCCUUCAUUUCCUCCCUGACUAGUCACCUUAAACAAAUUAACCCCAAUCACUUCAUAAUUAUUGGAGGAGACUUUAAUAUAAAAAUAGGUAAUGAAAAUAUUGAUUACAUAGUAGGUCAUGCAGCUCUAAAUCAAAUUACUAAUAAUAACGGCAAAUUAAUAAUAGAAAUAUGUAAUAAAUUCAACUUAAAAAUUAUCAAUACCUUUUUCAAACAAAAAAACAAUAAUUAUUUCACCUUCUUUAAAUACAACUCGCCUUAUAAAAGUCAACUUGAUUUCUUUAUCACCAGCAGAAAAAUGUCCUCAUUUAUCCGUAAUUUCUCCAUCUUAAAUGAUUUCGACUUUCUCUCAGAUCACCGUCCUAUUUUCCUGAACCUAUUCAUCAAACCUUACCUAUUGAAAAAUCUUAACAAAUUUAAGAUCAAUCAACCUUCCCCCUCAAUUAAGAAAUCUUCUAGUGUAAAUAACUUAGCUAUUCCUUCAUUAGCCACCAAAUUCCACAAUGAUUUAAAAUCAAUUCCCACUGACAACUCAUGGCAAUCUAUUCAGAAUACUAUCAUUAAAUCAGCCAACUCCCAUCUAAAUAUUAAAACAAUUUAUCCAGACUGGAUUAGUCCCCACACCACCCAACUAAUCCUAUCUCUACCUGCCAAAAAUAAAAGAAAAUUAAAAAAGAAUGCUUCCAUCAAACUCAAAUUAAAUCAAAUCAAAAAAUCUAUUAAAAAAGACAAACGUAAUUACAUUUCAUCUAAACUCAAUCUCAUUUCAGACUUUAAACGUUCCAACAACCUUUACGAUGUCUUUAAAACUCUCAAAUUUAUUACUUCUUCUAAUGAAAAAAAAAAUUCAUAA